CAAACUUAUACAUUAAUGGUAGACGGAACAAAAUCAAACAUGGUUACUCGAGGUAUACCUUCUACUCUUCAAAAUUUUGGUUAUCCUUCUUUUGAUUUGGGGAUUUCUCAACAACAACAUGAUGUUGUUGCAGGUUCGGCUGAGAGAAUCAUUGCUGAAAGAAGGACGAAAAAUAAUCAUGAUCCUUCCCACAUGCAAAGGCUUAAAAAACCGGUAGUCACAAAAUCAACAAAGAAAAUAGUUACCGGAAAAGAGAUGAAGAGGAAAAAAGUCGUACAACAUGAAGCAGGAGAACAGGAAGAGUUUGACCCAGCGAUGAAGCAGGAUGAUAAAUUCUUUGUCCAAUAUCCUCCCAGUCAUGCAAUACGAUAUGCUUCUUACAUGAACCCGAAAGUUAAAAAAGAAUUGAAGGACAAGCUUAUCGAUAGACAGUUUGAACUCUUUUCCAAGACUAUAUUUGGGAAAUACCUCGACAUGCAGCAUCGUGAAGUUCAACCACAGAUGUUCAGGUGUUUUAUCGUUAGAGAGCUGAAAAAAUGUACACCCACUUCCUUUGUUAUUGAUGUUAAUGGUUUCGAAUUGACGUUCAAGCUUUUCGAUUUUGCAUUAAUGACUGGGUUGAAGUGUUUUGGUGAAGAAAUUGUUGUUAACUCUAAGAAAAACAGACUGUUGGAUACAUAUUUUGGGGGUUCCAACAAAAGUGUGAAAAAGGGUGAAUGCUUUGAGGAUCAGAAUUGGGGCGUUGACGAUGAUGCAGACGGAGAUGCUGUAAAGAUUGCAUUACUGUAUUUUAUCCAUACAUACAUCUUAUCCGGUGAGAAAAACAAUGUCGUCAUUCCAAGGCUUCAUUUUGACUUGGUAGAGAGUGGGCGGUACGUAGACUAUACAUGGGGAAAGGAAGCGUUUGAUGAUUUGGUCAGAAGUCUUCACCAUAAGAUGGAUAAGACAAAACAGUAUUAUUGUCUUUGUGGUUUUCCGUUUGCUAUGCAAGCAUGGCUAUACGAGUGCUGCUCCAACGUUUACCCAAAUUUGGCAGUAAAAAAUGGAGAUCGUAUUCCCAGAAUGUUCAACUGGAAAACCAUAGACGGGACUCCACACUUUAAAGAUCUCAUGACUGGCAUGUUCAAUGAUGACGAGUCAGAGGACCGUCCUACUUAUAGGAAUAUUGUGCCGACCAUCAGUGAGAUUGAGGAACUUGGAUUGCGUCCAUAUCUCUCCGGUAAAUCUGCAUCGACAAUUCAACAACAGGUGGCGGAUGACUAUGAUGAUUUUAGUUCGACACCACCCCAUGUGUCUGCGGCCAAGCAGCCUCAAAAUAAAGGUGUAUCACAAUCUCCACCUCACAAGAAGCCUAGACAGAUGCCAAUGGUACCAUCGCCAUCGAAGAAGACCACAUCUCCAAUUACACGUUUUGGUAGUCAUUCGAGUGGUGGACGAUUGACCAAACGUCAUGAGUUGGCAUCAACUGGGCAUGCUUCAGCAAUGGAAAAGGAAUCAGCUCCAAUACCCAACCCCCCGUCUGUUGUUCCUAUUGACGUCCCAUCCACCAGCAAAUCCAAGGAUAUCUCUAUUCUGAGGGAGGAACUCAAUGAGUAUAAGAAUAAAGAUCUUCACAAAGCCAUCAACGAAAACUUUGCCAAGGUUUUUGAAUAUAUUAAAGUGAAUCAAACUAAAUAAAAGGUAUUAAAGAUC
Molecule: messenger RNA, 1692 nt
Organism: Lycium ferocissimum
Lineage: Eukaryota; Viridiplantae; Streptophyta; Magnoliopsida; Solanales; Solanaceae
Exons: 4
Coding region: 16-1677 (553 amino acids)
Source: RefSeq, a predicted model, not a curated record